AUGGAAACCAAUGAUAUCACAUUAAAAAAUGAUGAGUGCCACUCGUAUACAGUCGAUAUCCUGUAUGGUCCGACCAAAGUCUGUGAGGUCCUGAAACACCGGACGACAAGGGUCGAACAUAUCAAAGAGAAACUGGAAAAACUUGGAUUUAUCGUGAACCUUAGGCGAACGAUGGACUACGAGAUGGUAAUAUUCGCGUUCGAAGGCCAUACAGUUUUCUCGUGCCGGGCAACUAACCUGUCGGUUUUGGGUUGUUCUAGCAAUGACUUCACGACAUACAAGCUAAUUAGCUUGAUGUUGGCCGAACGCAAUCACGCCCAGGGAAAUCAUUGUGUAAUACAAAAAAGUUAA
Molecule: messenger RNA, 351 nt
Organism: Rhopalosiphum maidis (corn leaf aphid)
Lineage: Eukaryota; Metazoa; Arthropoda; Insecta; Hemiptera; Aphididae
Exons: 2
Coding region: 1-351 (116 amino acids)
Source: RefSeq, a predicted model, not a curated record